Messenger RNA from Caenorhabditis remanei, 741 nucleotides. RefSeq lists its product as uncharacterized. Lineage: Eukaryota; Metazoa; Nematoda; Chromadorea; Rhabditida; Rhabditidae. The coding region runs from base 1 to 741 and encodes 246 amino acids. The transcript has 4 exons. The record is from RefSeq and is a predicted model, not a curated record.
AUGACUAUUCCAAUUCAUCUCUUCGGUGCCUACUGUAUCAUGUUCAAAACUCCUCCAACGAUGAAUUCUAUCAAAUGGAAUCUGUUGAAUUGUCACUUCUGGAUCUCUUUUGUGGACGUCAUGAUUAGUUUGCUCACCACACCGUAUCUUUUAAUUCCAACACUGUCUGGUUACCCAUUAGGAAUACUGAAAACGCUUGGUGUUGGGACGAAUGAACAAGUUUUCUUUGCCAUGUCUACAUUAGGAACGCUGGGAGUUUCAAUGAUUCAUUUAUUCGAAGCGCGUCUUCUCUCUUUCAUAGAUCAUAGACAUUGGUGGAGGAAAGUCCGUGUACCUUGCUUUUGUUCCUUGGCGCUUGAAAUUUUCUGGUCUACUGUGAUUACUAAAUUCGUCCUGGACCAACAAAUCACAAAAAAUGUUUCAAGAAACACGAUGAGAAUGCAAAGGAAAUUUCAAAGAGCAUUAUAUUUUCAGGUGCUCAUUCCAUUUGCAGUUAUCACCGUACCAGCCACUUAUCUUGCCUCAUCCAUUGUAUUUGGUUAUCACUUUCAGUAUCUCAAUAAUAUUUCAGUCAUUUUUGUGUCUUUCCAUGGAAUUCUAUCAACAAUUGCCAUGCUAUCAGCUCAUGCUCCUUUCAGAGAAUACACGUUGAGCUUGUUCAGGGUUCGAAUUGUACGAAAAACAGAAACUGGAAGUUUUGCUCGAGUCGGAAAUUUCGUAUGUUCCGGCCCUACUUCUUGA